UGCCGCGACGGAAAAUCCCGUUAUAAACAUACAAAUGUUACUAUUUGAAUACUGCAGGCGCGAGUUGUCUUAGCAGAAUUUUACCCCACCAUACACCUUUGUUUAGGGACGAAUGCACAAAUGCAAAGAAUACAAUUUGUUUAAUGCUUUUAUACUUAUGUUGCACUGGAAUGUUAGACUGGAAAACUCGGUAACGUUAGCAACCGUGUCCUCCAUUUAGACACUUGAGCGGCUAGGCUAACUCUCAAACAAGUGCAGGUCCAACUUGUAAUCCACAUCGGAGGAGCCUGAUGGUGGAUAGCUGCUGAAUCAGGCAGGCGGGCAAGGCCAGCAGGGAGGCCCUGGAGGAAUGGGCAAGGCUGGACAUGAGAGUCCAAGUUCAUAACAGCUCCGACCAGGCAAAGCCGGCACCAGCCGAGAUGUCGGAGAAUGGCCGCGCACGGAGAAAACGUGUGCCCAAGUUAUGCGACUGCUGCGGACCGAACACCAAACCUCAUGCGCUGGGUCACGGGCCGGUCACGAAAAAACGCGGCCGCAAGAAGAAAGAGGUGGCGAACGAAGUGGAGGUGACGACUGACAACCAUUUAAGUUCCACAUUCGUAGAUUUAGCAUCGACACCAGACACCACGGACACCAUGACUGUAUGCGAAACGCAACAAGCAACACUUUCUGAAAUAUGCCCUGGGGAACAGAUUAUUCCUCCGGUUCUGCACAACGGCACCCCGGCCAGUCCAGAUAAAGGUCCAGAAACUAACAGCGAGAGCGAUUUUGCUGAUUGCACUCCACUCAGUGACUCAAAAGAACCCAGCUCUGUCAUGCACAGUCCAACUCAUGCUAGUUUGGAUCCACACUGUGAUCCUACAACACCUCUGGACUGCAUGCAUGGUAGUCCGACCUCACACAGUGACUGUAAGGAAAACUUCAUAUGUCCUGCUGGGCAGAGCAGCAUCACAACGUCAGAUCAGCCCCCAGACAGUGAUGCAAUGGAAAUUGAACAGGCUGUGUAUGCAGUUUAUCUAAACACGAAGGCUUUAAGGGACCACCGUUACUGUAAACGGCCUCAUGUCGACGCCGAAGAAGAGAAUGCUAUCUCACAGCCACCUUCAGCUGAAAUCCAGCAGGAAGACAUUGUAGAACUUCUACACGAAUACCUCGAGCUUUUCUAUGGGAAGUAUGGGAGCUUUGUUCCACUGAAUGAGGAAGACAUUCUUGAGUACCUGAACAAACACUUGAAUGCGGAUUUUAAUGACAGAAAGAAAAUGAUAAACAAAGAAGUGCUAAAGUACAAGGCUGGCUUGGCCUGCGCAUCAAUGCAUUUCUUCAAAGUGACGUACAAUAAGCACACGCUGGCACUCGAAGACCUCUCAACACUUGAAGACCAAAACUGGGUCAAUGACCAGGUCAUAAACAUGUAUGGUGAACUGAUCAUGGAUGCAACAAACCACAAGGUCCAUUUCUUCAACAGUUUCUUUUACAAACAGCUUGUAGCAAAAGGUUAUGAAGGAGUGAAAAGGUGGACAAAAAAGGUGGAUGUGUUUUCUAAAAGACUGCUGCUGAUUCCCCUCCACUUGGAGAUCCACUGGUCCCUGAUUACUGUGGAUGUCCUCAAACAAAACAUAAACUUCUAUGAUUCCCAAGGAAUAUUGUUCAAGUUUGCCGUUGAAAACAUUUUGAAAUACAUCAUAGCAGAGGCAAAAGAAAAAAAACAUGCUGCUCUCCAGAAAGGCUGGAAGAUGACUGUCAACAAGGGUAUUCCACAACAGAAGAAUGAUAACGAUUGUGGAGUUUUUAUUCUUGAGUACUGCAAGUGCCUGGCUUUUAAAGAACCAAUGCAGUUCACACAAGAGGACAUGCCUAAAGUGCGCAAACGAAUAUACAAAGAACUCUGUGACUGCAAGCUCGCAGACUUACAAAAACUGAUCUAAGGUUUUCACAUUGUUCACCCAUACUGGUUAAUGGAUUAUUAUUAUUUUUUGGUUAUUAUUGUUGGUCACGAUGGAAGACGACCUGCAGGCCAUGGAGAGAAAUCGUCAUUUUGUUGUCCCGGACAAGAAACUGACUUGAGAUGCCAAAAUCUCAUCCUUCUGCGUGUGGUCCACAGACAGAUUUAACUGCUGGCUAUUAAAAGGCUAUUUUUCACAAUCAUGUGAAAACAACAGGAGAGGAAAAAAAAAAAACAAUAAAUCUUUUUGUACAUUUGUUUGUCCUUAAGCCUUUACAGCUUGUUCAGUCUUUUUAACCGUGUCCCAAAGUAUGUGGUUCUAGCAGGUCUCUUUUCCACAACCAUGCGGUGUAAGAUACACAGCAUGUAAACUUGAAGGAUCUGCAUUUUAUAUUCUUACCGCAUUCUGUUGGCGGUACAAACAGAAUUUGAACAAAAAAGGCGAACGUUUAAAUGAAUGUACUGUUAACAUGAAGAAUUUUUUUUUUUUAAGUCCCACAGAACUUGAUAUGUAAACAAUUCCCUUAAAAAUCUCAGCCUGACCAUGCUUUCAUCAUGGGCCAUAUUCUUUUAAUCUUUCAUACCUUGUUAGAAGCACUCUAGACACUUUCUUUUAAAUGCUUUAACGUUUUUUUAAAAUGCAGCGUCAUCAGACAGUUAUUGUAGCAUGUCGUCUAAGUUCCGUUUUAAAUUCCAGCUGCUUUACAUUCGCGAUAAACAUGGUUAUGAAAGAAUCAUGUAUCUAAAUGGGUCAAGUUUGUGUUUUGGGUUAAAAUUACAUAUGUACUUCAACCAGAUACAACAUGCUUCUCUUCAAAAAGGCUGCUGUAUACUCCCAAAACACUGACAGGAACUGUAUUAAUGAUAGCCUUACACGUAUAAAAAAUAAAUAAAGCUUUACUGUGUAUUGAGCUGACAGUAUGCUACAGCUGUACUUGCCCAUUACAGUUCUUGUCCAUUAAUAAAAGCCAGAAUGACCAACUGUUAUGACAUAAGGUUAGACAUCAAUUUGUGGGAUACUGUAUUUCUAGUUACUUGAAGUGUAACUACAAAAUUUGACCUCAGUGAAAUUUGUUUUUCUUCUGUUUGACUACUAUUUGUCAUUAUUUAAACAACCCUAUAAAACAUUAUUGUUAACAU
Messenger RNA from Clarias gariepinus (North African catfish), 3082 nucleotides. It is a transcript of the gene senp5, whose product is annotated as SUMO specific peptidase 5. Gene Ontology annotation, biological process: protein desumoylation. The transcript has 10 exons. Gene Ontology annotation, cellular component: nucleus. The record is from RefSeq and is a predicted model, not a curated record. Gene Ontology annotation, molecular function: deSUMOylase activity. Lineage: Eukaryota; Metazoa; Chordata; Actinopteri; Siluriformes; Clariidae. Bases 366 to 1925 code for a protein of 519 amino acids.